UGAAAAUCGAAUUAAAAAUGUGUGACACUUUAUUUGAAUUGGAAGAAAAUUGUGAAUUAAACUUGUGCUAAAUUUUUUAAUCAAAAACUAUCAAAAUGUUUGUGAUUUUGUGUAUUCUGAGUCUUAUUUCAACUUCAGCCCCAUUUUGCGUCGAAGAAUGGGACGAAAUCUACGUAAUUCAUUGCACAAACACAAGUCUUGAGGAUUUUAUCUACGAUUUUGAUCCGUUGAACGAAAAAGACAUUCAUUAUCGAAGACACUAUMCRAUUGUAAUCACRGAUUCAGAUUUGAAAAAGAUCGAGUUUUUCUAUCUCCCCUUUUCGAAUCCCUCAAAUCUGAUGCGAUUAAUUUUGACGAAUUCCUCUAUUGAGUAUAUCGACGAUUUGGCUUUUGAGGAUUAUGGUUUCACCGAUUUGAUUUUGAGUAACAACAAAUUGCAAAGUUUGUCGUUUGUGGAACGUUUGCCAACAAGUUUAAAAAAAUUGUAUUUGGAUGGUAAUUAUUUCGAGUCGGUUCGAAAUGUCUUCAGGAAUUUAAUACAUUUGACACAUUUAGAUUUAAGCAAUUGUAAAAUAAAAAAAAUUGAGCCUGAUUGUUUUUCCAGUUUGAAAAGUUUAAUUUUUAUCAAUGUUAGUAACAACAGACUUGCGAGAGGGUUUUUUGUAUUUGAUUUUUCUCCAAUUCCGUAUUUCGAUUUGAGUUUUAACGAAAUCAAAUAUUUGGAUUUUAAAGGUGAUAAUUUACAUUUUGGCGAAUUGGAUGUUAGUCAUAAUCCAUUAAGAAAUAUUGAAUUUUUGAAUAAAAUUAAAUUUGGUGAUUUGAAAUUAGCAAGUAGUAAUGUGAGUAAAGACUUUAAUUUUUCAUUAUUAAACAAUGUACAUUUUUCACUGGAUUUGCAUAAUAAUAAACUGGUGACUUUGCAUUCAAACUUGUUUAAAGGCGAAACUUAUAUAAACAUUAAUUUAUUUAAUUCUUCUAUAACCAACAUUGAGAGAUUUGCUUUUAAGAAUUUUGGCUAUUUUUCUGAUUAUUCUCUCAAUGAUAAUCCACCUGUUCUCAACAUUAGUUCAAACCCAAUAAUCGAACUCAAAAAUUACACUUUUGAAGGCAGUUUUGUGAGCACUUUAGAUUUAUCAAAGUGUUCAAUUGAGAAAAUACAAAUUAAUGCUUUUUCCGGUUUAUAUUUGACAGACACUUUGAAUCUGAGUGUUAACCAAAUAUCAUAUUUAAGUGWAAAAGUUUUUAAAAACUUGACACUUGUUCAAACAAUCGAUUUAUCAUUUAAUUUUUUAAAAAAACUUAAUAACCAUUUAUUUAUCGAUUGUCAUAGUUUGAAAUUUAUCAAUUUAUCCAAUUCCAGAAUUGAGUUAAUACAAGAAAGGGCUUUUUUCGGAAGUGACAAUUUACUUGAAUUAAAUCUCGAAAAUAAUUUAUUAGAGAAAAUUAAUUUUCGAAAUUUUAGCCGACUUGAAUUGUUAAAAGUGCACAAUAAUAAACUUUCAGAUUCAGAUUUGUCCUUUUUGUGUAAUUUGUCAGCAAAAAGUGUGAUCAUGUCAAGUAAUAAAAUGCAAAAAUUAUUAAAUAACUCUUGUGCUUUUGUAAAGUCACCCGAAGAAAUCGAUUUAUCUAAAUCUUCCAUUUGUUGCAUUGAACCAAAAACAUUUCGAGGCUUGUCUUGGUUACAAAUUCUCAGUUUGCGAGAAAAUUUCAUCGAAAUAAUUUUACCAGAAACUUURACUUUUUUGAAAAGACUAAAACAACUCGAUCUUUCUAAAAACAGAAUUGCAGUGUUUUCGYAAAAUUCUUUCGCGUUUGGAAAUCGUCUAAAUCUCUUGAAUAUCACAUUUGUAAAUGCAAACUUGACAAGUCYUACAUUUAAAUGGCUGAAUCAUGUGGUAACUUUGAACAUUUCCAAUUCACAAGUGAGUUUGUCAAAAGAUUGUUUCAAGGGUCUCAAAUAUCUGGAAAAUUUUUAUUUCCYCGAAAGUCAAGUGACGGGAAUAAAUCCGGGUGCUUUUCAGGGACUAGACAGUUUGAAACAAUUUGAAAUACACACAAUUUUUAAAAAGAGUAAAAUUUUAGCAAGUGGGACUUUCGUAGGUUUGAAAUUUCUAGACCAUUUGAAUUUAUCUCUUCUCGAAAUAACUGGAAUCGAAAAUGAAGCUUUUGUCGGCCUUACAACUCUUCUCAAGUUAAGCUUGAGUGGAAAUAAAUUAACGAAAAUUGUAAACGGGACAUUUAUAGGUUUAGAUCAUUUAAAAAUUUUAGAUUUGUCUAAAAAUAAAAUUUCUAAAUUGGAAAUACUUGCAUUUGAUGGCUUAUAUUCAUUACGUGAGUUACACUUGAACAAAAAUAAUUUAACAACUUUGUCUCUCGGUAGUUUUCAACAAUUUCCCACCUUGGAAUUGUUAAAUUUACGCAGGAAUAACAUAAAUAAAAUUUUGACUGGAACUUUUUCCAAUUUGAAAUUUUUAAAAACACUAGACUUGUCAUAUAACAACAUCACGAAACUUAAAAUGGAAACACUUAUUACUUUGAGCAAUUUGCAAAAAAUUGAUUUGACUUCAAAUCAUUUGAUUCAAAUGGAACAUUUAGAUUUGAUCAAGUCUUUAAGACAAUUGGAGUUUAUAGGACUUAAUGAUAACAAAUGGAAAUGUGAUAAUUUGGUGUCAAUGUUGAUAGCAUUUCAAAAUUAUAGUGUCAAUUGGUUAUCCACUGAAAGUGCCACUUUCACUCAUGAAAACAUAGAUGGAAUUAAGUGUUUCGAUAUUUGUAAUUUCUUCUACUGUGUUGACGAAGAAAACCUCGCAUGGCGGAAUUAA
Molecule: messenger RNA, 2822 nt
Organism: Tribolium madens (black flour beetle)
Lineage: Eukaryota; Metazoa; Arthropoda; Insecta; Coleoptera; Tenebrionidae
Product: toll-like receptor 3
Exons: 2
Coding region: 96-2822 (908 amino acids)
Cellular component (GO): plasma membrane
Molecular function (GO): protein binding
Source: RefSeq, a predicted model, not a curated record